This is a messenger RNA of Leopardus geoffroyi (Geoffroy's cat), 8505 nucleotides long. It is a transcript of the gene WEE1, whose product is annotated as WEE1 G2 checkpoint kinase. Gene Ontology annotation, molecular function: magnesium ion binding; ATP binding; non-membrane spanning protein tyrosine kinase activity. Bases 2899 to 4626 code for a protein of 575 amino acids. Gene Ontology annotation, biological process: mitotic cell cycle; protein phosphorylation. Lineage: Eukaryota; Metazoa; Chordata; Mammalia; Carnivora; Felidae. The record is from RefSeq and is a predicted model, not a curated record. The transcript is spliced from 11 exons. Gene Ontology annotation, cellular component: nucleus.
GGGGGGAGGGGAAGUGAGCUUGCAUGGAUAGCCUCAGAGGAUACAGAAUUCCUACAUAGAACGGGCUUAGAAGCAACAUUCUAGUUGGGGAGAAGUUAUCUACUGGGCUUUAAAGUUUUUUUUUUUUUAAGUUUUUUUAAAAAUAUUUAUUUUUGAGACAGAGAGAGACAGAGCAUGAAUGGGGGAGGGUCAGAGAGAGAGGGAGAUACAGAAUCUGAAACAGGCUCCAGGCUCUGAGCUGUCAGCACAGAGCCCGACGUGGGGCUCGAACUCAUGGACCGCAAGAUCAUGACCUGAGCCGAAGUCGGAUGCUUAACCGACUGAGCCACCCAGGCGCCCCUUAAAGUUCUUAGGAAACACACUAGUUUUACAUACAACUCAUGCUAAUGAUCAAUAAAGAGUAGUUUUCUGAAGUUACUUUUUUAAUUUUUUAAAAUGUUUUAUUUUUGAGAAAGUACAAGCAUGGGAGGUGCAGAGAGAGGGGAACAGAAGAUCUGAAGCAGGCUCUGUACUGACAGUAGAGAACCCAUUGUGGGGCUUGAACUCAUGAACUGUGAGAUCAUGACCUGAGCCAAAGUCAGACACUCAACCAACUGAGCCACCCAGGUGCCCCUAAAGUUAUUUUUAUUUACACUUACAUGAAAUUAAGAAAAGCAAUUCGAUAUGGUCAACUAUCCACAUCAAAGGCUUAUACUGCCAUGAGGAGUGAAGAAGAGGAGGUAUUGUAGGAAGAGUGCUAAAAAAUCAUUCCUUGGGUUUGGCCACCAGGGAUCAGAGAAUGCCUCCCCUUGAAACAUAACAAAAGGGUAGAGUUCCAGUCUUUCAAGAGCUUAACACUAAAUUUGGAUUAGCAUACAAAAAAGACACAAAAGCAAAUGUCUGGAGAAGACAGCUGUUUUCCCCUCACUGCAUCUUCAAGUAUGUGAUAUCAGGGAAUUUCCCAUGUGGUAUUUUUUUAAAUACAAUUUAUUGUCAAAUUGGCUAACAUACAAUGUAUACACUGUGCUCUUAGUCCAUGUGGUAAGUACUAAAAUGUGUUUCCAUUAUUAAAAAUUCAGCUUGAGUUCAGUCUUUGAAAAGUGUUAGAACAACAUAUAUGGUCAAGUGUUAAUAUUCAUAAAGUGCUACAAUAAGAAAACAGACAAUAGAAAUAAACAUAAGUGGCCACUGGCACAUGAAAACUGUCCAAUCAUAUGAGUCAAAGCAACAAAAUUAGGGGGCUUGGAUGGCUGAAUCAGUUAAACCAUGGACUUCGCUCAGGUCAUGAUAUCACGGCGAGAGCUCAAGUCCAGACUCAGGCUCUCUGCCGUCAGCACAAAGCCCACUUCAGAUCCUAUGUCCCCCAUCUCUCCCCCUCCCCUGCUCUCUCUCUCUCUCAAAAAACAACAACACAUUAAAAAAAAUUACAUUAACAAACAUUAAAUAUCCACUUAUGCCCAGAAUUCAUGAGCAGCGUACACUAAUCCACUGCUAGUGAGAACGUAAAUUGUUUUCUUUUGGAGGUCCGUCUGGCAGUUUAUAUCCUUUGACCUAGUAAUUCUCACUUCUAUGAAUCUAUCUUUAAAAAAAAGAACAAAAACCCACAAACAACACAGAGAAAAAAACCACGCGAGGAGUCAGAAUAUUCAUCACGGGGUUAUUUACAACUGAAAAAUUCCAGAAACUUUCCUGUGCGACUCUAAAGGGCAGAUGAGAUCACAGUUUGACCGGGCACUAGAGUGAUUUCUUCUCAAGGUGCAUUUAAGUUUGCUGUGAGGUGGGCCAAUCCGUUUUGCCAACACUUGCCCACGUGCUGGCAAACAAAUAUAAACACCGUGGCCGCGUGGUGAGCACUUGGUUUCGUGCUGGGGCCGACUGUUGGUGCCGCUGGUAUUUACUCUGGACAAGUCUCGGGUGGACUGCCACAGCUUGGGGGAACUCACCUCGCUGGGGACACACCCGACCCUAACAGCCACCCUGGGGGGAAACUGAGGCUCCACAGGCCUUCCCCCACAGCCGUUUCCCCGCCUCCGACUCUCGUCUGUGGCCCUUCCUGCUGAUUUCUGGGUCCGGCCUAAGCAACGCGCUCAGUUCGCAAAGCUCCAGAGGCCCGAGUCACCAUUUCCGGCUCAAACCUCUACCGGGGAACGUGACUGCCUACAGCCACGCCUACAACGCCCCCAGCGGCUCGCACCGAAAGGACACGGGACUGGCAGGAGAGCCACGGUGGUUUCCUGCUCGCCCCGACCCGGAGGAACCCAUAAGUGUUCCCUGGCCCCCACCUCAGACCCGAGAGCGCUGAGGUACCGCGAGCAAGCCGCCUCCAGGGUGGCGUUCGGCUGGGCCUAGUCGAGCCUAGCACCCGUCGCUCCUCCUAGAGGGCCGCCUCGGCUGCCCCGUCCGGCCCCGACCGGGCGGUGCCCGGCUGGGUUCCCGGAGGUCGGACUCCCUCAUAGGCCCGUGGCGCCCCGCCCGCCCAGGCCGGGCCGCCGAGGGCGGGCGGAGCCAGCGGGUUCGCGCCAAAAUCGCGUAGCUGAUCCCUCCCCCGCGGGCUACGUCGCGCCCUCCUUUUUUUUCAAACCCCGGGCUGGGCGGGGAUUGGUGGGCUGGGCACUCACGUGGUUAACGGUCGCGGGAAGCCGCGGAGCCCGAACCUGCGGCUGGACCUGCGGGGACACCAGCCUCGGCGCCCGGGCCGCCCCGCCUCCGCUGGACAGUCCGCGCCGCCGCUGCCGACCCCCGCCACCGCCGCCCGCAGUCCCGAGCGCUCCGGAGCCGCAGCCCGCCGCCGCGCAAGUCCGCCACCGCGGCGACCAGGCGCGCCCAGUCGCACGUGGCUGACCCGCCCCCUAGGCCGUCCCAAGUCCUCGACUCCGCGGGCUUCGGCUCUCCGGUCCUCGGCCCCGGCCCCAGGGCGAGAUGAGCUUCCUAAGCCGGCAGCAGCCGCCGCCGCCCCGCCGUCCCGGGGCUUCUUGCACUUUGCGGCAGAAGCUGAUCUUCUCGCCCUGUAGCGACUGUGAGGAGGAGGAGGAGGAGGAAGAGGAGGAGGGCAGCGGCCACAGCACGGGGGAGGACUCGGCCUUUCAAGAGCCUGACUCUCCACUGCCGCCCGCGCGGAGCCCCACAGAGCCCGGGCCCGAGCGCCGCCGCUCGCCCGGCCCGGCCCCCGGCAGCCCCGGGGAGCUGGAGGAGGACAUGUUGCUGCGAGGCGCCUGUCCGGGCGCGGACGCGGCGGGCGGCGGGGCCGAGGGCGACUCAUGGGAGGAGGAGGGCUUCGGCUCCUCAUCGCCGGUCAAGUCGCCGGCAGCCGCCUACUUCCUGGGCAGCUCGUUCUCGCCGGUGCGCUGCGGCGGCUCGGGGGACGCGUCCCCGCGCGGUUGCGGGGCUCGCCGGGCUAGCGAGGUCCCCUGCUCGCCGCCGCCGGACCACCCCGGCACCCCGCCGCACAAGACCUUCCGCAAGCUGCGGCUCUUCGACACGCCGCACACGCCCAAGAGUUUGCUCUCCAAAGCUCGAGGAAUCGAUUCCAGCUCUGUUAAACUCCGAGGUGGUUCUUUGUUCAUGGAUACAGAAAAAUCAGGAAAAAGGGAAUUUGACAUGCGACAGACUCCUCAAGUGAAUAUUAAUCCUUUUACUCCAGAUUCUGUGUUACUUCAUUCCUCAGGACAGUGUCGUAGAAGAAAGCGAACACAUUGGAAUGAUUCUUGUGGUGAAGAUAUGGAAGCCAGUGAUUAUGAAUUUGAAGAUGAAACAAGACCUGCUAAAAGAAUCACAAUUACUGAAAGCAAUAUGAAGUCACGGUAUACAACAGAAUUUCAUGAGCUAGAGAAAAUUGGCUCUGGAGAAUUUGGUUCUGUGUUUAAGUGUGUGAAGAGGCUGGAUGGAUGCGUUUAUGCCAUUAAGCGAUCAAAAAAGCCAUUGGCUGGCUCCGUCGAUGAGCAGAACGCUUUGAGGGAAGUGUAUGCCCAUGCAGUGCUUGGACAACAUUCUCAUGUAGUUCGAUAUUUCUCUGCAUGGGCAGAAGAUGAUCAUAUGCUUAUACAGAAUGAGUAUUGUAAUGGUGGAAGUUUAGCUGAUGCCAUAAGUGAAAACUAUAGAAGCAUGAGUUACUUUACUGAAGCAGAGUUGAAGGAUCUCCUUUUGCAAGUUGGCCGGGGCUUGAGGUAUAUUCAUUCAAUGUCUUUGGUUCACAUGGAUAUAAAGCCUAGUAAUAUUUUCAUAUCUCGAACCUCAAUCCCAAAUGCUGCCUCUGAAGAAGGAGAUGAAGAUGACUGGGCAUCAAACAAAGUAAUGUUUAAAAUAGGUGAUCUUGGUCAUGUAACAAGGAUCUCUAGUCCACAAGUUGAAGAGGGUGAUAGCCGUUUUCUUGCUAAUGAAGUUUUGCAGGAGAACUAUACCCAUCUACCAAAAGCGGAUAUUUUUGCCCUUGCCCUCACAGUGGUAUGUGCUGCUGGUGCUGAACCUCUUCCUAGAAAUGGAGAUCAAUGGCAUGAAAUCAGACAGGGUAGAUUACCUCGCAUUCCACAAGUGCUUUCCCAAGAGUUUACAGAGCUGCUAAAAGUUAUGAUUCAUCCAGACCCAGAGAAAAGACCUUCAGCAAUGGCACUGAGAACUCAAGAAAGCCCAGAUGGCAAAAGCUGCAGCUGAGGAAAGAGCACUCUUCACUGAUCGGAUGACCACUAGGUCCACCACCCAGAGUAAUAGAACAUCUCGACUUAUUGGAAAGAAAAUGAACCGCUCUGUCAGCCUUACCAUAUACUGAACUACUCAUUUCCCACCUCCCCCAAAAAACUGUGACAAGAGGAAGCUAGGUUGAAAUCACUGCUAGAAUCCAGUUUGCAAAUUACUUUCUCAAUCGGUGUCAGUAGUUUUACUGAAAUACCUUUAGGACUUUUACUUGUGAAUUACAGUUGAAAGCUGUAUUUUGACCAGUGCUAUAUCAGGCUUUCGUCUAGUCUUACUAGUCUGUCUUCUGUAGGAUGUCAGUCACUGUUGGAUGUUACACCAGCCUUUCCAGGGUUAACCACUGUGGUGGUGUGCUGCUUAUGGUUUGCUGUUGCAUUGUAAUAAAAGGUGACUUUCCCUGUAGUGACCUGUAAAAAGGACUCAAGGGCUUUAUUACAAACAUAUUCUCCCUUUGAAAAGGGAAAUGCUAAGAGACUCAGUACUACUCAGCCUUCAGUGUACCUGUGUGUCAAUCUUAUAUUUCUUUUUUUUUUUUUUAAUUGUGAAUUAUACUUGUAUAUCCAACUGGGAGCACUUUGUAGGCACUGCAUGAACCAUGGAAUGAUAAUUCUGUGGAAGUAUUGCCUUGUGAAUUUGCUGCUAUUUUAGUUUUGUCCUUGCUGUAAAAUUGUAGCAUUAAACAAUCAUUGUUGUUAAUAGGCUUUUUUUGGAAAACAAUUAUGUGAAAUAUGUAGCUGCUCUUGAUGACAAGCAGCUAUUUGCCUUUUUUUCCUUUGAACUUUGAAGCUAGUGCAUUGGAGUAAUGCACCUUUUUUUCCCUUUUGGAUUGCUGUAUUAAUGUAGUAUAAUUAUUACUGGUUUUGUAAUUUUUCCUGAUAAUGCCCUUCCCUGACCCUUUUUAAAAAUGUUCUCUCCCUCCACCCAAGUUUUGUACUUGAUUGUAUUGUUAGUCUGUUUUUAAAUGUUUUCCCCGGUUUCUCUUCAAUAUUUGUGUAUAUAAACUAAUCUUGGCGAUAGUGUACAUAGCUGUUUGUAAUGCCAGAAUGACUUCUGACUAUUCCAAGCUUUUCACAAAAUAUAUUUUAUCAAUGAUUAGCCAUUUGACUAAUAAUACUGGCUAACCAGACAUUGCAGAAGCAAAAACAACAUAGAAUUUGUCUGUCGUAUGUUUGCCUAUUAAUUUUGGUUUGAAACAUGUUUGCACAUGUCUGCUUGACUUGUGUUUUACUAACAUUGAUUGGCAUAUUAAAAGUCACUCUGAGCUUACCAUAAUUGUCUAAAUCUUGUGAUGCCUGUUUUCUACUAUUUUAUGUCUACUAUCACAUUUUAACAUUUAGAGUAUAAUGUAUAUAAAGUACUAAAAGCAAAGGACACAUUUUUGAUAGAAUAUGAAACAUUUAUUGUUUAAUGAUGAGCUUUAGUCUACAUCAGUUUCAUUUUGUGAUUGAAGAAAAAUUUGUCCAUCAAUCAUAAAUGUUUUUCACUUGUCAUAUUUAAUAUUUGUUCAUCACAUUGUAUAUUAUACAUUUGAUCUGCUAGAAAUGUAAUAUAAUGUAGGUUAAAAUAGCUUUAGAUUAUUAAGUGGAUGUAAUGACUCAUAAUUUUCUAAUUUGAGCUGAGUCACAGAAGAGAGCUUUAAAAUGAGGUUGUAACUCAGUUGAACUAGGCUGGAUUUUUUAAGAAUUAAGAGUGCAGAUUCAAGUGAUAAACAGUGCUAAUUCUACGUGACAUCUUUUUCUGAUGUAGAUUAGAACCAGAGUAAGGUCACACACACACACAAAGAUGUUACAAGAUCCUUGUGCUUUUUGAUCAUGGGUAAACAAUUUGUUUGAUUAGGGUCUAUUUCUUCCCACUAUAAACAUUUCUAAUAACUGUAUUCAGCUUUUAAGCCUAUGGCAUGCUAAAAAGCACAUUUUAGAGGUGUGAAAGGAAUUAGUGUAGGCAGGAACAGUAGAGAAGAAAGCUGAUCAGUGUGGGUGACAGCCUAAAAAGCUGCAAAGACUGGAGUAGGUAACACAUUUCAGUAGUCACUGACGACAAAGCUAUAAAAAGUAUAAUUGGUGUAUAUUGGGAUCACUCAAAGUCAAGGUGCAUUUUUCAAGUGCACUAGCUUCAAAGAAAAAAAAUCAGGUGUUUUUCAUCAAGUUGAUACUUGCAGUAAAAUUUUCACAUAUUGUUUAAGAAUAUUAGAUUAAGUAGGAAAAAAUUGGUUUUCUAAGAAGGAAUUCUUACCAUUUGAAAGCUGAGGAGAGUUGGGCUUAUAUUCAUUCACCACAGGAUACUUAAAUUGAGUGCCUUCUAUGUGCUAAUUAGUAGCCCAAAGACCAGUAAAAAAUAGUCUUUGCCCCUUGGUACUCAGGAUAAAAUAGGGGAGACCCAGGUAAACAUAAAAUGACAAUAAAAUGUAGUAAGUGCUAUGUUGGAGGGAUUCUACAGGUAGAGUGGUAGCUCAAAAGACAAUUACAUGGUUUGGGAAGAUGCCGGUGGUAGAGCAGUGAGUAGAUGCAGGGGAUUACAUGUAGACUGGUUUCACAGCUAUUGUUCUGACUCAGGGUAAGCGUAAAGAGGGCCUGAACUAGGACACAUGGGAUGGACAUGUGGAUGGACACAUGGGAAUAGGGUUUUCAUUAGCUGGGAACACUGCACACUGAACAGGUUUUGUUUGUUUUUAUAACAGAAUGAGAACUUGUUAGCAUAACACCAGGAGGAAGCUACAACUGCUAAUAUUGAAGCAUUGAAGAAUUUUCCAGAAAAGUUAGCUGGAAUGCAAAGUUAAAUGCCUGUUAUUUUUUGAGACAUAUGUAACAGAUAAAACUGUUUUGGAAAGCUUACUUUAGUAAGGAAGAAGCAUUUUAAAUAUUGACUAUGCAGUUGGGUAGGAGGAAUCCUGCAUUGCAGUUGAGUGCAAAUGGAAUUGUUGCCUUACAUUAACUUGCCACGAAUCCAAGGCAGUCCCCUUUAAUUAGUGAGCUAAUGUCUUGAAGGGCCAAUUCUGAGCUUUGGUUUUCAUUUUCACUCUGUUCCAGAAGUCAAGAAAUAAUGGUAUUUAAAAUAUUGCUAACAGCUUAAUGCUUUAAGCUGUCUUCUAAUUCUUAAAGCAGAAGCAGCAUCCUGACAUUAGAGUAGUUUUCCUCCCCAGUUCAUCUCCACAAAGCAUCUCCCUGACUUUAGCCAACAGAUCAAAUAAGUCAUUGCAUCCUUAAGGUAUAUUUAUUUGUGAAAAUUUUAAAGGCCAAUGAAAGCAGUCGACAAGGAGGAUGGAUCAAAAAAGAAUUUUGAAAGUGUUUUGGAUAUUGUGAAAAUCCCAAGUGAAGCCUGAAACUAGGAAUUUGGAGGAACCUGCCUCAUUCAGUAUUUUGAAGGCAUUUGUAGAACCGUAAAAAGCAUCAAUGAACUGAUUUGACAUUGCAGAGUGAGUGGAUCUAGAAGUUUCUCCUGCAAACCUGGUUGUAUUGUUAGAAAUCUCUCAGAAGCUCAGCAAGGUAGAUUUUUGUAAAACUGGAGGAGUAAGACAUCAUUGAAACUUACCCUUUCCCAACAUUAAGCUUUUAAAAACUUUGAGAAGCAUUCAUCUGAACAUCAUUGAACUUUUUUUUUCUUUGUGGCAGAUGACCCUAAUUUUCAAUGCAGUUCAAAGGUCUCUGGAGUAAGGAAAAAUAUCUAUGUAUGCUCUAGGAAGAUUUGCCAGGAAAAGAUGACAUGUUCUGUCCAAACUUCAUUAAACUAAGAGUCUAAGAAACCUCGGCCAGUCCAGCCUAUGAAGAAAAAUACCUCAAGGAACAUUUAUAUCAUAGUUCAUAUUGUUUAGUUUUAUAUGGUUAAUAAAUAUUUUGAAGAGCA